AUGGAGCCAGUCCAAAAACAUUCCGUCCACACCUUGAUUUUUCGAUCACUCAAGCGUACGCACGACAUGUUUGAGUCCGAUCAAGCUCGUCUACCCUCCAUAGAUGAAAAAUGGUACUGUUUUUCACCUUAUGGUUUCAGCCAUAAUAUCAAAUUUGAUAUAAAAAAGAGAGAUCAAUAUAAAUCUAUAUUGGAUCUACCAAAGGAAAAUUAUUUCAAGUCAAAAGCGUUAGCCAUUAGUAAUGGUGACAUACCCAGCUUAUCUUCAGAAAAACCUAAGCUCAAGUACUUACCUAAGUUUCAUAUUAUGUAUAGGCAUCCCGAUUUAUCCGAUUUAUCAAUUGUCCAAAUCGGUAAUGAGAAUAUGAUUUUGCCCAAAAAGGCCCCUACAAUGCCUAAACCCACAUGGCACCCACCUUGGAAACUUUGCAGAGUUAUCAGUGGUCAUACUGGCUGGGUUAGAUGUGUUGCUUUUGAUCCCACUAAUGACUUUUUCGUAACUGGUGCUGCUGAUCGUAUGAUUAAGGUUUGGGAUUUUGCAAGUGGGACUCUCAAGCUAACCCUUACUGGGCACAUAAGUACUGUGCGUGGUGUUGCAAUAAGCACACGACAACCUUACUUAUUUUCGUGCGGAGAAGAUAAGACGGUUAAAUGCUGGGAUCUUGAGCAGAAUAAGGUUAUCCGUCAUUAUCACGGCCAUAUGUCUGCUGUAUAUGCAAUUGAUCUUCAUCCUUCCUUGGAUAUCGUUUUAACCUGUGGUCGUGACGCUACAGCAAGGGUGUGGGAUAUGCGGACAAAGGCU
Molecule: messenger RNA, 801 nt
Organism: Protopolystoma xenopodis
Lineage: Eukaryota; Metazoa; Platyhelminthes; Monogenea; Polystomatidea; Polystomatidae
Source: the annotation of a GenBank genome assembly